Molecule: messenger RNA, 6451 nt
Organism: Linepithema humile (Argentine ant)
Lineage: Eukaryota; Metazoa; Arthropoda; Insecta; Hymenoptera; Formicidae
Gene: pyd
Product: polychaetoid
Biological process (GO): cell-cell junction organization; protein localization to cell-cell junction; cell-cell adhesion
Cellular component (GO): plasma membrane; bicellular tight junction
Molecular function (GO): cell adhesion molecule binding
Source: RefSeq, a predicted model, not a curated record
UCUUCCCCUUUUCCCACUCUUCUCUUUCUCUCUUCAUUCGCUCUCUCUAUCUGGCGCACCGCUCUUGUGUGUUAAACACCGUCGUCUCUCCUCUGCUCUCCGUCCUUCUGCGUCCCUGCAGUCCUCGGGCCGAUUCUACCUCGACCAGUCGACCUGGCGAUAGAGAAACCCGACUCUCACGUUCGUCACCGAAAUUCUGUGUCGUCUAGGGAAAAGGACAUUUUCGUUUAUCGGCAAUUCGUUUCCAAAGUCCCGUUUCCAGGGACUUGAAAGGGAAAGCGCAAUUUCGAGUGGGUCUACGGAGACUGCGAGAUCGGAAUCGGGAUCGCGUACACACGCGAAGGCCGUGUGCACGCGCGUGCGGGCGCAAGAUGCCUGGUCGACGCGAAUCACUCAAGAUGUGCUCGCUCGCGAACGUGGAAGUGAAGCGUACGUGUCGAUCCAUGGUGUAGACAGCGCCAAUCUAUCGAUAUGCAGAUGAGAAGGGAUUGUCGAAGGAUCUCUGAACACGUUACUCCGAUCGCAGACAGCGCGAGCGCAACUCGACGUGAUCUCCGUUGCAGUUCGUGAUGCAUAGUUGAUUUUACGCGAGGAAAACGUGCGGUCCGCUGCCCGAAUGCAAAACUGGCGGCAUAUAACUUUGCGAAUUUGCAUUUGCAAUCUUAAAAGAAUUGAAUUAUAUCUGCGGGCUCGCGGAUUCAAAUUGCAUCUCCUAGUGAAUUGAGUUACAACUUUUAGCGGACUCGAGCUGCGGUGUUGCAACUUUAUACGAGUUUGAGUGAGUUUGAAUUGUGAGCUCUCAAGGCUGGAGAGCGUUUCCAUUGGGGGGAUGCGAUUGUAUCAGUCACCGAUAUCAAUCGUGAUGCCGAGCUACGAGUAGAUCGACGACGAGUUAGAUAAAAACGAGCGAGGUCGUUUCGACGCAUGGUCAUUUAAAUUACGAUCCGGUUUAGGUGCUUUCGGACGAUCGACUAGCCGGUCGACGGGAACCUGUUUCGUGUCGACGGCCUUCAGUGAGUUUUUGGAAAUGCGCUUCCGGUCGGCGCGGGGCGCGGUGUAUUUCUGUACCGCGUGAGAAGCGGAGAAGAAGUGAGCAGUUCCGCGGGCCGUCGUUGUGAUAAUUAUACACGGCGCUUAAAGUUGCCUCGUUACUGAAAUUACCGUGCGCGCAAAGCUUCCUGAUGAUGCAGGGAGAAAUGUGCAUUUCCUCGUCAUAAGUUGCGCGUAUCGACGUAAGAAGUGAAAAUCGAUCGGAAUCAAAUCGAAGGGAAACCAUCAGGAUCUUUGACAUUUUUGAAAACUUCCAGAGACUGUAGAACUUGACGAAUAUCUUAUUCUAUUUGAUGGAAUGCUUAUUGUUAUUCGUAGAAUGUACUUUUAGCCAGAACUGAAAUAAAUCUGUGAGAUAAAAAGAAAAAUAUUACAUUUCGAAGAACUGACGAACUGGGGUGAAAAAGUGGAAGGAACAAAAAGCAACGUAAUUAAAAUAUAUGAAAAAUUACGCACAAAAAUAGUCGAAAUAGUAAAAAAUAAUCUCGAAAGUAAUAAGAGUAAUUCAAGAAAACCAGCAGGCACAGCAGGAGAUUUAGUUUCCAAUUUAGUAUUGUAGCCGCAAUAAAUCUUGGAAGAAGUAAAAGUGUUUGUGGAGUAAACUUCCAGAUUAUCAAGAGAACGUAUUCGAGAUCGAGCGUCUGGAGAGCCGAACGUGGUCUCUUCGAACGAAAUCGAGCAUUUCACGCUACAUCGCGUCCGAAGCCCGUCGCGCAGGGAAAAAGAGGUGCGCAUGAACGAGGACGGGGCGACUGCAUCGAAAAGCGUGGCUGCGUGACCGAGCAAGGCGAACUGGAGCGAGUGUCAAGUUAGUCGAGGAGAACCGAACGAAGGAGGAAAAUUUACGCGACAGCGAAGAGAGAAACGGAUCAUCGACAUUCGUGAAAUCAUUCGUAACACGCUAAACAUUCCCGACCUAGUCAAAUUUGCCAUUCUAUGAGACGAGAAGUCCAAAUUAAAGUGCAAAUUUGCGUGGAAAAAGUGCUUGAUUUUGUGCGAAUUGAAGGAAUAUUGUGCUCGAAGAAGAAAAACACGCGACAUUUAGAAAAAAUUGUGAACGACGCGCAGUUGCAAAACAACGACGACGACGGUUUUUACGCAAGACUCGCGAUCCAUCGGUCGGCGCAAUCACGCGCGCUCGCCUUACGUACACGAGUUGUGCGCGAUGCAAUUGUGGCGUGAGCCGCGACGGAGUUGCUUGCGACACAUUGAUCCGGCGAUCUUGCGUGAUUCAUGAAGAGGCGAGUGUCCGGCGAAGGGAUGCUUCUUGGAUCGCGGUGCGGCGGAAGUGCGCGAGGGAGCGGUCCGUGAGAGAAUCGUCUUGGUGGAACGCGCGCGAGAGGGUAGAGGGAAGACCGACGUCUUCUUCGCGGCAGGAUGGACAGGAGCGAUAACAAUAUCGUUGGGGUCGGCAGCGGAAGUGGCGGCGGAGGAGCCGGCGGCGUCGGCGUCGGCAGCGGCUGUCACGUGGGAAAUUCCGGAUCCCCGCCGAACUCCACUUUGUCGAUCCACGGCACGAUACACAAUUCUUCUGGCGGAUUCGACGGUCAGACUGGCGACAGAGGAUGGGAGAUCCAUCAUGUUACGGUCACCAGGGUUCCUGGUUACGGUUUCGGCAUAGCUGUAUCAGGAGGUCGUGAUAAUCCUCAUUUCACUAAUGGCGAUCCUGCGAUCGCCAUCUCCGACGUCCUCAAAGCCGGCCCGGCUGAAGGAAAAUUACAAGUAAACGAUCGUAUCAUUUCCGCCAAUGGAGUAUCAUUGGAAGGUGCUGAUUACGGUGCUGCCGUGCGCGUCCUGCGAGAUUCCGGUUCUACUGUUUUGUUGGUUGUUAAACGAAGAGCUUCCUCGAAUUCGCCCGGUUGCUUAGGCAGCAUCGCACCUCAAAGCCAUCGACUUACACUCACGCGAAACAAUAAAAAGGAUGACUUCGGCAUAGUGCUGGGAUGCCGAUUGUACGUAAAGGAGGUUACGCGAGAAAAUAUCGGAGUGAAAAGCGGGGACGUGUUAACCCGAAUAGGCAGCGUCGCCGCCGACAAUAUGAGCUUGAAGGAAGCUAGAAAGCUGAUGGACCAGUGCAAAGAUAGACUCUCGAUCGUAAUUACACGGGACAAUUCAUGUUGCCACAUACAGCAGCAGGGUAAAGGGGAUAGCGGUGAAUACCUGUCGGGUGCGAGCUACAGUAGUCAGAACUUAUACGUUCCGCCACCCACGAGGCAGCCCUUGGAGGACAAAAGUAAUCUCGUACCGAGAGGUCGUUCGCGGGGUCCGCUGAUGGAUGUGUCGUUGAGUCAAUUGGAUUUACCAGCUACACCCACCGUAGAUCCACCCAGGCCACCCCCGCCCAGACCGGAAGAUUAUUACAGUACGCGCAGGCAACUGUAUGAUGAAGAUUCGGUUUCGCCUCGGACGAAGCAGCCCAUGCCGGAUCCUCGAUUUAUUACUUUCCAAAAAGAAGGAUCUGUAGGAGUGCGAUUGGGUGGCGGUAAUGAAACCGGAGUUUUUGUGACUGCAGUUCAAGCGGGAUGUCCUGCGUCGCUUCAAGGUCUACAGCCAGGAGACAAAAUUUUAAAGAUAAACGACAUGGAUAUGAAGGGAGUCACGAGAGAAGAAGCUGUACUGUUUCUUCUCAGCUUGCAAGAACAGAUUGAUCUUAUCGUGCAACACCGGCGUCAGGAAUACGAUCAAAUUGUUGCAUCUGGCAGAGGUGACUCCUUUCACAUAAAAACUCAUUUUCACUAUGAGCAACCGCAAAAGGGCGAGAUGAGUUUCCGCAGUGGGGACGUGUUCCACGUAGUGGAUACUCUUCACAACGGUGUCGUAGGAUCUUGGUUGGUGUUUCGAAUUGGACGGAACAAUCAAGAAGUACAGAAGGGUACCAUACCUAACAAGGCUCGGGCAGAGGAACUUGCAACCGCGCAAUUCAACGCGACGAAGAAAGAGAUGAGCGCGAGCGAGAGCAGAGGUAGCUUUUUCAGAAGAAGAAGAAACAGUCACAGACGCUCGAAGUCUUUGGGAAGGGAUCAUUGGGACGAUGUAGUGUUCUCUGAUAGUGUCAGCAAGUUUCCGGCUUACGAACGCGUGAUCUUGAGACAUCCUGGUUUCGUUAGGCCCGUUGUUCUCUUCGGGCCCGUAGCUGAUCUCGCAAGAGAAAAACUUCUCAAGGAUUUUCCCGACAAGUUCACCUCUCCACAAAUGGAAAGUCAAAUGGAGGAUGGCACGGGAAAGAAUACCAAAACGUCGGGCAUUAUUCGGCUGAGCGCCAUCAGAGAGGUGAUGGACAGAGGCAAGCACGCAUUGUUAGACAUCACUCCAAACGCCGUAGACCGCUUAAAUUACGCUCAGUUUUACCCGAUUGUCAUCUUUUUAAAAGCUGAAACGAAGCAGGUUAUCAAAGAACUGAGAGCUGGCAUUCCGAAAUCGGCGCAUAAGAGCAGUAAAAAGCUUCUAGAACAGUGUCAGAAACUCGACAAAAUUUGGGGACACGUGUUUAGCGCUGUAAUUACUCUCAACGCACCGGAGGCUUGGUAUCGGAAGCUUAGAGAGCUCAUUGAUCGCCAGCAGCAAGGUUCGCUGUGGAUGAGUCAAACUAAGCCGGAAGAAGCCCUCUCGGAUGACUUCCUAUUCCCGAUGACUUCUCGCCUCUCCUACGCUUCCUCUCCGGAGAGCGAUCUGGAGCUAAGCCCUGCACCCGUUAUUCCCGGUACGUUGGGUCCACCGUCGCGGCUGAAGAGCAGUUCCGAUCCUAGCAUCGCUACUCAGGACGAUACUACUGCACCGCCACCGUACUCGACGAAUUAUCAGCAAUCAUUUGAACAACAGAAGAGAAGAUCCCAAGGCGGAGUGGGAGACAGCAAGUACGGAUUUUCCUUGUCCGGUCAAAUGAGCAAUCAGUCCGGCUCGCCAGAAUACCUGGGAAGCACCUUCGAGCCUAGAUCCCCUCAUCACAGUCCUCCGGAUCUUCCGCCACGAGUUGAUCGAAACGCGAAGCCGGCUAAUCAAACGCCGCGGGGAACGAUAGGACGAUCCGCCCAGGAGCGUUUGGGAGUGAAUAAAACCGACUCGAUGGACAUGGGAAAUUAUAUUAACGCGACGCCCCACAAAGCAAACGCCACAUCAUCUCUCGAGCGAGCACAGCCGAAAGCGGGAAGCUACGAUAGCAUGUCUUCCUAUGAUUCUUACAACAACACCAAUGGAAAUGCGAAUUAUGGAGCAAAUUUGAGCACGUCGACAGGUCGUCUAGGCCCGAACGUACCUGAUGAUCUCAAAAGCAGCAGUAUGCCGGCGAGAGUGCACGACCCAUAUAGAUCAACAUUCACCAGAUCUACAGCUCAGCCUGUCUCCACGCAUGACGCUCCGACGCGAACUGAUUACGCCAAAUACAGUCGAUCCACCGAUUAUAAGUCGAUACCAAUGUCACAAAAUAAACCGGGAGGCACCUACAAACCAAUUCCACCUCCGAAGCCGAAAAAUUACAGACCACCUCAAGCGUCGCUUGGACAGCCGGAGAACAAUGGAAAUGAUGGGAAUAAUUCGUAUCAGCAUUCAAAGAGUUAUUCCAUUGCCACGUCGCAUGUGCAUAAUGGGGUAGAAAGUAAUAGCAACGUACAACGCAACAGCGGCCAAUAUUACUACAACAUUCCACCGCCCGGCCGUCAUAACGAGAGCAAUCUCGUGAAUUCGCAUCACAAUCUAAGUCACUUCGCAUCGCCAACGCACAGCCACAGUCUCAGCCACACGCACUCUCAUUCGAGUCCGCCGGUCACUAGCACGCAUUCCCACAGUAACAGUGCUGGUCAGAUCAGCCUUGGUUUGACGCAUAACCGGAACAGCACGAACCACAAUGGAUACAUGCACGGCAAUAACCAUGGACCUGUCUACCCUUCUGCCAAUCCUAUGUCCGGACACAAUAGGGAACCCAGUGGCUUGGACUUGGCUGGCAGUCGAGAGCAGAGAGGAAGCGCCUUCGAACUCUAUCGAAAGCCGGUUCAUCAUUAUAAUAUGAGUUAACGUGCAUCGUGAUAAUAGGCUUAUCACACAAGGAUAAAUUGACAAAUUCAUCGGAGUGCAGAGAAAUGAAUCGUGCAAUGUCAUAGCUAUAGAUAACAACAAAAUUACAAUUAAGAUUAUAACAUUGUAUCGUGCCUUUUGAAAUGCAAAGAUAGAAGGAAUUUAUCUUGAGAUUUAUACAAGAAACUAAGAGACGCCAAUAGAUAUUUUUUAACUCUACAACGAUGUACUUAUUGUUAGCUAGAUAUUUUGUACACAUAGCAUAUUAUGAAAUUUUGGAACACUUUAUUGUAGAAAAAGUAAUAAGUAAGUUUAUAUCGCUGUCGAUACAUACGAUCAUUGACACAUAUACUAUCAUUCAAAAGAACAUUUUACAAUUUUGAGAUAAAACAAA